GAAUUUCCAGCACGUAAGCAUCGGUGCAUAAACAAAGGUAUACCACCACUUGCAUAUUAUUAAAUGAUAUUUGUUCCCAUUCCAUCCUAGUUCUUCCAGUGUCAUCCUCUCACAGCCUCACUCUCAACAUCACGAACCCCAAGAGCUCCAAGACCCACCAUGGAAACAACUCCACAGACACCAACACCGCUAGUAGCUAUGGUGGCUACUCCAGGCAUGGGCCACCUUAUUCCACUCGUUGAGUUGGCCAAACGACUCGUCUCGAACCACAACCUUCAAGUAACUCUCAUCAUACCCAAUGACGGAACACCCAUGGAUUCCUCAAACCAACUCCUUAAAACCCUACCCGCAUCCAUUUCUUCCAUCCUUCUCCCUCUUAUCAGCUUCCACGACUUGCCUGAGGGUACCAAGAUCGAGAAUCGGAUCGCACUCAGUGUGACUCGCUCCAUGCCAGCUCUCAGGGACUCGCUCAAGGUCCUAACUGAAUCAACUCGGCUACUGGCGGUGGUCGCUGACCUUUUUGCCACAGAAACGUUUUCUGUAGCAGAGGAGUUCGGUCUCACCCCAUACUUAUUUUUCCCUACAAACGCUAUGGUACUCUCUCUGAUUUUUCAUUUACCAAAGCUUGAUGAGACAUACUUGUGCGAGUACAGAGAUAUACCGGAACCGAUUAAGUUACCCGGUUGCUUUCCAGUUCAUGGUAGAGAUUUUCCAAGCUCGGUUCAAGACAGAAAUGACAUGGCCUACAAAAGGAUUGUUCACAGAGCCAAACAGUAUCGACAACCUGCUGGGAUUAUAGUAAAUAGCUUCGUGGAUUUAGAACCGGGUGCUUUUGAAGCCUUGAUGCGAGGUGAACCGGGUUUACCUCCGAUAUACCCAGUUGGACCGGUUGUAAAAACCGGUUCGAGAUUAAUCGAACCAACGGAUGAGUCUGGAUGCGUCCAUUGGUUGGACAACCAACCAAGUGGGUCUGUGAUUUUUGUUUGUUUUGGUAGUGGCGGUACCCUCUCACAGGAGCAAUUGAACGAGGUAGCAUUUGGUUUGGAAAUGAGCGGACAAAGAUUCAUUUGGGUCGUGAGAAUUCCGGACGAGAAAGCCGCGAAUGCUGCUUAUUUCGGUUUUCAAACCAGAGACCCACUAGAGUUUUUGCCCGAUGGAUUCUUGGAUCGAACCAGAGGGUUAGGGUUAGUGGUGCGACGGUGGGCUCCUCAGAUUGAAGUGCUGCGCCAUGUGUCCACCGGUGGGUUCGUGACGCACUGCGGGUGGAAUUCAACGUUGGAGGGGAUUGUGAAUGGGGUGCCGUUGAUCGCAUGGCCGCUGUACGCAGAGCAAAGGAUGAAUGCGGUGCUGGUGGCGGAUGAUUUGAAGAUUGGGAUUAGGGUUAAAGGGAAUGAAAAUGGGUUAGUGGGGCGUGAGGAAAUUGUAGAGUACGCGAAGAGAUUAAUUGAAGGAGAAGAAGGGAAAAUGAUUAGGGAGAGAAUGAGGCAAGUGAAGGAGGCUGCGUCAAGAGCUUUGAGUAAAGAUGGGUCAUCUGCCAAUUCUCUUGCCAAACUUGUAGAAAUCUGGAAAUCAAAAGACAAAAAAUGUUAAACUUUAAAAAUCAAUUAUUAUAAUAAUUGAAGUUUGGUUUUUUUU
This is a messenger RNA of Carica papaya (papaya), 1635 nucleotides long. The record is from RefSeq and is a predicted model, not a curated record. NCBI's taxonomy places the organism in Eukaryota, Viridiplantae, Streptophyta, Magnoliopsida, Brassicales, Caricaceae.